CCUGUCCCCACUGUCCCCUGUGUCACCGCCGCGCCGCCUCCGUCGCUCGCUGCGGCCUCUCCCAGCCCCGCUCCGCCUCAGCUCCGGCCUCGCUCCGGCCCCGCUCCCCUCAUCUCGGGUCCCGCUCCGCCUCAGUUCCGGCCCCGAUCCCCUCAGCUCGGGCCCAACUCCAGCCCGGCUCCGGCCCCGCUCCCCUCAGCUCCGGCCCCGCUCCGCCUCAGCUCCGGCCCCGCUCCCCUCAGCUCCGGCCCCGCUCCGGCCCCGCUCCCCUCAUCUCGGGCCCCGCUCCGCCUCAGCUCCGGCCCCACUCCCCUCAGCUCCGGCCCCGCUCCCCUCAGCUCGGACCCAACUCCAGCCCGGCUCCGGCCCCGCUUCCCUCAGCUCCGGCCCCGCUCCCCUCAGCUCCGGCCCCGCUCCCCUCAGCUCCGCCUCAGCCCGGGCCCGGCCGUUCUCGCUCCGCCCCGCGCGGCCUCCCCGGCGAUGGGUGCAUCGGAGCCCCCCAACUUCUCGUGGGUGGUUGAGGGGCGGCUGGCGGGGCUGGCGAUGCCGCGGGAGCCGGGGCACUACCGGUACCUGCGGGAGCGCGGCGUGCGGCACCUGGUGUCCCUGACCGAGCGGGCCCCGCCCCACCACGGCUGCUGUCCCCAAAUCCAGCUCCACCGGCUCCGCGUGGCCGACUUCACCCCGCCGAGCCCCGAGCAGAUCCAGAGCUUCCUGCGGAUCGUGGAGGAGGCCAAUGGCCGCGGGGAGCACUGGCGAGGAGAGCUGAGGACAUGGAUGGCACCCAUGGAAUUGGGCACCCCAGAGUGCCAGGCAUGCCCAGCCCCAUCUGUCCCCUCCUGCAUUAAAGGACUGGCCUGUGGCUUCUCUCCACAUCUGGUUUUGGGGUACACACUGGGGGGAUGCCUGGUCAUGGCUCUGCUGGGCACCCCCAGACCCAGCUUGGUUGGCAGCUGCAUCCUGGGAUUUGGGGUCCUGGCUCUGGGGUCUUGUGUUUGGGGUUCCUCAGGGUUCUGGUUCUGGAUCCCAGCUUUGAGCUCCCUCAGGGCCCUGAAUUUGGGGUCAUUCAGGAUCCCAAUUCUGGGGUUGUUUGGGAUCCUGGCUCUGGAAUCCCUUGGGGUGAUGGCUCUGGCGUCCUGGGUUUGGGGUCCCUCAGGGUUCUGGAUCCCAGCUUUGAGCUCCCUCAGGGCCCUGGUUUUGGGGUCAUUCAGGGUCCUGGUUGUGGGGUUGUUCAGGAUCCUGGCUCUGGGGUCCCUGGGUUCCCAGAUCUUGGCUCCUGCCUCUGGAUUUUGGCUUUGGAGUCCCAGCUCUGUGUCCUGGCUCAGGGGUCUCUCAGAGUCCUGGUUCCAGUAUCUUGAGUCUGGGGUCUCUCUUGGUGUCCCAGCUCUGGGGUCUCUCUGGGUCCUGGCUUUGGGGUCCCAACUCUGGGUUCUGGCUCUGGGAUCCUUUGGGGUGCUCAUUCUGGGGUCUCACAGGGUCCUGGUUCUGGGGUCAUCUGGGGUCCCAAAUCUGGGUCCUGGAUCUGAGUUCUGGCUUUGGAGUCCUGGUUUUGGGGUCUUGGUUUUGGGGUCCCUCAGGGUUCUGUUUGUGGGGUCCCAUGGGAUCCCAGCUCUGGGGUGGUUCUGUCCCUGGGGUCGUUCUGUCCCUGGGGUCCUUGAGGGACCACGAGCAGCCCCCCCAGAGCACCCCAGAGCUGUCACCCGCCAGCGCCCCGAUGCCACGUGGAGGGUGACAACCGUGUCAGCGCCCGGGGGCCGACCCGGGACGUUGACGCUUAAAGUGUAGCUUAGCCGGAAUUGAGGCAUCUCCAUCCAAAAAUCCAAUCCUGGAAAUCUCUUCUCAGCUGCUCCUAACCUUGGUGGCAUUUAAAUCCUGGGUGGAAGCAGCGUCACCGUCCCCAUUUCCGGGCGGGUGGCACAUGGCUGGCAGCGCCCUGGGCACAGCUGGGGCCAGUGCCUCAACCAGCAGCUCCACAGUCCCCAAAAAGUUCCUUUGGAACCCCACAAUGUCACCAUCCUCCUUUGGGGACAAAGCACCAGGGUGGUGACAGCAGGGUGGUGACAUUGGCAUGGUGACACUGGGCACUGCUGGCAGUCCAGCUGUGCCCUGCCCAGAUGUGCCCAGAAUUGGGAAGGGGGCUCACCGCAGGGUGUGAGGUCACUCCAAAACUGUGGGGUCACACAGCUGGCCCUGGUGGGCCGUGGUGGGGUUUUGGGGACACCCGUGUCCCCCAGGUGAUGCCACAGCGAGGCCACACCAGCACACGGAGCCGUGUUGGGGGCAUAUGCCCGGGGCACAGCCACUUUGGGCUGCCCAGCCCUGCGUGGGGGCCACCACGGGGACAACGGGGACACGGUGGGGACGAUGUGGCCGCGGUGGGGACACCGUGGCCGCGGCGGCAGUGCCGGACAGCGGUGUCCAGCCUAAGCUCACAUGGGCCAGAGCAGCCAAAAGCUGCUUACGGCAGAAUUAUUGCCCUUAACCCCGCUGACUCCACGCUGUCCUCAGAGUCCCCCGGGCUCGGGGGGCCAGGCCGGGCCGGGGGGGCUCCGCGGACCCCCCACCCCCUCCAAGGGGGGCUGGGCUGGGGGGGCAUCGCCCCCGGGGCUCCCGUGUGCCCGGGCCGGUGUCACACGUGCGGGCUUUGCUCGUCCCUCCAUCCCGGAUCUGAGGCGGGGACACAUCCAGCAUGUCCCCUCUGUGUCCCCUGCUGUCCC
Messenger RNA from Passer domesticus (house sparrow), 2717 nucleotides. RefSeq names its product dual specificity phosphatase 23 (gene DUSP23). Lineage: Eukaryota; Metazoa; Chordata; Aves; Passeriformes; Passeridae. The transcript has 3 exons. Gene Ontology annotation, biological process: protein dephosphorylation. Gene Ontology annotation, cellular component: cytoplasm. Gene Ontology annotation, molecular function: protein tyrosine/serine/threonine phosphatase activity; protein tyrosine phosphatase activity. The record is from RefSeq and is a predicted model, not a curated record. The coding region runs from base 481 to 1785 and encodes 434 amino acids.